CCAACGACUGACGUGACGAGUGUGGAAGUGAAAUUUCUUUUUGGAUUAGUGGUUGUGCCCGUGAAUAUAUCCGUGAAAAUGCAAAUUCCAAAUGAGUAUAUUUCAACUGCGGAAGAUUUUGCAGAUCAGGUAAUCCGCAAAGGCAAAAAUGUGUUGCCAACGGUGGCGCGGCUCUGCCUCAUAUCCACAUUCCUGGAGGACGGCCUGCGGAUGUGGUUCCAGUGGUCGGAGCAGCGUGACUACAUGAACAUGUCCUGGGGCUGCGGCACAUUCCUAGCCACUGUGUUUGUGGUUGUAAAUCUAUUAGGUCAAAUCGGCGGGUGUGUGAUGGUACUCGGCAGACUGAAGGUUGACAUUGCUUGUGGAAUGCUCUUUUUCAUUGUUGUUCUCCAGACAUUCGCAUACAGCAUACUAUGGGACAUGCAGUUCCUCCUCCGCAACUUGGCGCUGAUCGGCGCUUUGCUCCUCGUACUAGCGGAGGCGCGGGCUGAGGGCCGCAGUCUGUUCGCCGGAGUCCCGAGUCUCGGCGAGAACAAGCCCAAGACAUACCUACAGCUGGCUGGCCGAGUGCUGCUCGCGUUUAUGUUCAUCACGCUGCUGAGGUUCGAGAUCUCCUUCCUGCAGAUCGUGCAAGACCUGCUGGGCAGCAUCCUGAUGAUCCUGGUGACGGUGGGCUACCGCACCAAGCUGUCGGCGCUCAUGCUGGUGCUGGUGCUGACGGUGCUGAACCUCUACCACAACGCCUGGUGGAGCGUGCCCUCCUACAAGCCGCUCCGCGACUUCCUCAAAUAUGACUUCUUCCAGACGUUAUCAGUGAUCGGCGGGCUGCUCAUGAUAGUGUACUUGGGCCCGGGCGGCGUGAGCAUGGACGAGCACAAGAAACGGUGGUAACCGCCGCGCGCGCUGUGAGUCGGACUAGUCGGCGACAGAAUUGCAAUCACUGCACCGUUCUUCCGACAAUGAACUGGCUGAGACGCGUUCAUACGGCACCUUGUUGUUAAGGCGGCGGUACACAUGCCUGUGUUUACCAUGAGUUAAGCCUUGAUCACACGUACCGAGUAAACGGGCGAGACAGUAAAAUGUUUACUCGGUCGAGAGAGUUGGGUGAGCGAGUCACAUACUCGAGCACUCGGCGUAAUGUUCAUACACACCGAGUACUCGGCCAGAGCACUGUCUCGCCCGUUUGCUCGGUACGUGUGAUCAAGGCAUUACGUUAGGUGUGCUCGCUAGCGAGUGCG
This is a messenger RNA of Ostrinia nubilalis (European corn borer), 1238 nucleotides long. RefSeq names its product surfeit locus protein 4 homolog (gene Surf4). Lineage: Eukaryota; Metazoa; Arthropoda; Insecta; Lepidoptera; Crambidae. Gene Ontology annotation, biological process: Golgi organization. The transcript is spliced from 6 exons. Gene Ontology annotation, cellular component: endoplasmic reticulum; endoplasmic reticulum-Golgi intermediate compartment; membrane. The record is from RefSeq and is a predicted model, not a curated record. Bases 79 to 891 code for a protein of 270 amino acids.